Messenger RNA from Centropristis striata (black sea bass), 2888 nucleotides. It is a transcript of the gene skor1b, whose product is annotated as SKI family transcriptional corepressor 1b. Gene Ontology annotation, biological process: negative regulation of transcription by RNA polymerase II; negative regulation of BMP signaling pathway. Gene Ontology annotation, cellular component: transcription regulator complex; nucleus. Lineage: Eukaryota; Metazoa; Chordata; Actinopteri; Perciformes; Serranidae. The coding region runs from base 144 to 2366 and encodes 740 amino acids. The record is from RefSeq and is a predicted model, not a curated record. Gene Ontology annotation, molecular function: RNA polymerase II cis-regulatory region sequence-specific DNA binding; DNA-binding transcription factor activity, RNA polymerase II-specific; SMAD binding. The transcript is spliced from 8 exons.
CACUACUAAAGCCAACAUCUUUACAUCGUCUCAGCACAGACUAUAGACUUCUUCUUAUCGCUCCCACUUUCACUUGAUCUCAGCUUUUCUCAUUCACGACGGAGGGGAGCUGCGCGAACAUUAAAGCUUCCAGGCCUCCAAGGAUGGACUCCAUACCUGCGGGACGAGACCCCAGCUCCUCGCCAAGCUCCAAACAAGAACUUUCCUACCCGGGCACCAAGAACCUGAAGCCCAACCAGGUGGGAGAGACGGUGCUGUACGGAAUACCGAUCGUGUCUUUGGUGAUAGAUGGUCAGGAGAGACUUUGCCUUGCACAAAUAUCCAACACGCUGUUAAAGACUUACAGCUAUAACGAGAUACACAACCGGCGCGUGGCGCUGGGGAUCACCUGCGUCCAGUGCACCCCUGUCCAGCUGGAGAUCCUGCGGAGAGCCGGUGCCAUGCCCAUCUCCUCCAGGCGCUGCGGGAUGAUCACGAAGCGCGAGGCCGAGAGACUCUGUAAGUCCUUCCUGGGAGCUCACGCGCCUCCUAAACUUCCAGAAAAUUUUGCCUUUGAUGUUUCCCACGAAUGCGCGUGGGGAAGUCGAGGCAACUUCAUCCCGGCCAGAUACAACAGCUCCAGGGCCAAGUGCAUCAAGUGCUCCUACUGCAACAUGUAUUUUUCUCCUAAUAAAUUUAUAUUUCACUCGCAUCGCACACCAGAGUCCAAGUACACACAGCCAGAUGCAGCUAACUUUAAUUCUUGGAGGCGGCAUCUGAAAUUAUCAGAUAAAGGGUCUUCCACAGAUAUACUGCACGCGUGGGAAGACGUGAAGGCCAUGUUCAAUGGGGGGAGUCGUAAGAGGACGCUGCCAGGCAGCGGGUCAGAGUCCAGCUCUUUAAAAUCUAAUGGACACAGCCGUCCCCGAGAGUCACCCGAGAUACCUCCAAAGAUCCUGAGCUGCGAGGACAACCGGGGCGGCAUGGCGAGCACGCGCAGCUACCCGGUGAUCCCCGUGCCCAGUAAAGGCUUCGGGAUGCUGCAGAAGAUCCCCCCGCCGCUCUUCCCUCAUCCGUACGGCUUCCCAGCUUUCGGCCUGUGCCAGAAGAAAGACGAGGGCAUGCUGGGAGAGCAGAGCAAGGCGGGCCUUCCCGGCGUCCUGUGGCCCGGUACCAAGGACAGCGCCUACCACUCCUUCCCCAUGUUCUGGCCCGCGGCGGGCGCGCUGCCCAUGCCCCCCUACCCCCAGAGUCAGCACAAACCCCCGCCCGAGCUGCUGUGUCCUCCGAGACAGACUGACAUGGACAUAUCCGAGCACAGCGACCGGAGCACCAACACGUCCAAAGACAGCAUGGUGGAAAACGAGCGGUGCUCGAGCACUCAGUCCACGCGCAAUGAAGACGACAAGUCCGGGGACGAGGCGAGGCCGCUGGAGGGAAUGACCCUGGCGCCCCGGAAGAUCAGCUACGUGUCCGCGUUCAGACCCGUUAUCAAAGACGCAGACUGCAUCGCCAAGCUGUACGGCAACAGGGGCGCUUAUAACGGCUGUCGCACCGGCUAUUUAUCGCCCGAUUUUUUAAGUGAGAGCUCGAGCUACCGGUCCAUGUCCCCCUGCGUGGACAGCGAGGGUGAGCCGGACGUGGAUGUGGAGACAAAUAAAACACCAGAGGAGGAGGAGGACUCCCGGCCUCUGUCCUCGGUGUGUCCUCGGACUCCUCCCGGCUUGGCUCACAGUGUCUCACCGGCCGACUUGGACUCCAAGAGCCUGCAGGAGAGCAGUGAGUCCCAGAAACUGAGUCUGCACGUGGCCCAGUCCUCUGACAGAGACCUGCAGAACAAGCUGCUGUCAGACAGCCACAUAGCUGCGUCUUUCACCGAAGUGUACACACCGGAGAGGAGUGAGGUGCAACAAAGGAGCAGUCCGUAUCAGUUCAGACCUGCGAAUUACCAGACUGGAGUUCUUACAACAAAUGAUGAGAGCGCAAGUAAAGAAGAGCCGUCUUCAACAGUGGAGGAGGUCGAAACGAAAUCUUUUAAUGAACAAAGCAGCGAGGACAACCAGCGAGAGCCGGACGAGGGCGAGGACGCACCAGCCAGACCUCUGCCAACACAAAGAGCCAUACAAAGUCUGGCAAAAGAGGAACUACAGAAGCAGCUGUUAGAGCAAGUUGAGCUGAGGAAAAAGCUGGAACGUGAAUUUCAAAACUUAAAAGAUAAUUUCCAGGAUCAAAUGAAAAGGGAACUUUCCUACAGGGAGGAGAUGGUUCAGCAGCUGCACAUCGUCAGAGAAGCUCACGACGCUUUACACCAUUUUUCGUGCAAGAUGCUGACUCCUCGCCACUGCAGCGGAUCCUGCUCCUUCAAACCUCCUCUACUGCCACCGUGAAUCAGAUUACUACACAUUUAUAUGACAAAGAAAACAAAGGACACAUUUAUCCAACAGCUUCAUGGAAAAAUCUCUGAGGAAUCUAGUUGAAAAAAUUGUUGUAAUUAUUUGUAAAAUUUAAAAAAUGUGUAUCUUCACCCUCAAUAUUUAUGUAACCAUCUUGCAUACAGUGUAAUUUGUUUUACUGAAAUGAUACCAUUGAUGAUAUUUAUUAUUUGUGGCAAAGUGCAAUGACAAUGUAUGUAUCUUGUAAUAGUUAUAGGUUGUUAUUUCGGUUCUUCUGUUGUCAAUAAUAGCAGAUUUGACUAGCCAAUUCAUUGUUCCUUAUCCUCUCAGUAUUGUAAAUUAGCCUACUACUUUUGUUCUUCGCAGGCCAAUAGCUUCAUUUGGAUGUAAUGCACUUUAAACAAAUGAUGGAAAUUACCAUAAAAAACCUUGUGCAUUGAAAUAGGCCUACAAUAUAAUGAGUUGUAGUGGUCAAACCAUGCCUAUUUGUUUCUGAAGACUCACAAAACAGAAGUU